CUCAUUCUUCCCCAGACCUCUGUCCACUCGUGAGACCUCAGAGCUUGCAGUUAGUUAAGAGGUUUCCUACUUUAAUCCAGUCCUUGCUAGCCUCCUCCCUCAUUGCUAGUCUGUUCACUUUACUGACAAGUCAGGCUUUGUGGUUUUUGAACAGCUGCUGCGACUGCUUUUCAGAAUUCUUGGACCUUUUCCCUCCUCUUCCUCCUCCUCUCCUCCUUUUUCCCCAUCAGAAUGCUUCCCUCGACAUCCUUCCUGACUGCCUCUUUUGGAUGAAAGAUGUAUGUUAGGUUGAACAGAGCACACUGAAUGAGAACAGUGAACUCUACUCUGGGAACUGUAGACAGUGAAAAACAAGCAAGGCUUGCAUCUGACUCGAGAGUGGACAACUGUUACUGCCCUUCCCUUGUUAGAAAUCCGCCUGCGAGGACCCUAUGACCUACUACUUUACAGUCAACAAAACUACGGGCACAUAGCAUCAGCAUCAAGGGGGCCUGUGAAACUGCAUAUAAUCUCUGGUAUGAACAUGCCUGGUAUUCUUUGUGCUUGGCAAAAGUUCUGUGUGAGUCCUCAGUGUAAGACCACUGAGCUAUUUUUGUUCAGAGCCAAGACACAAGCUAUAUUGCUUGCCUUCAAUCAACAGCAGCUAUUUUUAGGGCUUUCAGAGUCAGAGAAGGAAGUAGCAGUUGGUGAUUGGAAGCUUGACUGACCCAUGGUCAUUUCCAAACCAUUAACAACUUUUUUCUUCCCAGCGAAGUUUUCAACCUUGGCUCCUCACUCAGGAAGAAUUUUUUUUUUUGUGUGUGUAUCUUUUAUAUGCAAGGCAUUGUACAGACAGCUGUGCCUACAUAAAAUGAAUAAAUGGUGCUGCUGGUGGUGUGGCUCAGUGGUAGUUUACCUGGUAUUCUCAAUGCUCUGGAUUGGAUUGCCAGCACUGCGAAAGAAAAAAACUGUUCACAGCACAGUGAAUUUUAUAAAUGAAGUAUACUAAGUUCAGUGUUUCUUGUUUGAAACACUUUGGGGCCAAAUAUGGCUUGCGAGCCAGAAAUGUGUGGAUUUUAGAAAUCAUAUGCAUACUAUAUAUGCAUGCUCUAAUAGCCUCAGCAGUUCAUUCAGGCAGUAUCUCUUAGUUAUAUCCACUAUUAUUUCUGCAUUGGGAUGUGAAUAGUCACACUAAGCAAAAAAUAAAGAAAUGAGUUUCAAAUUAGAGCAGCUUAUCUUUGUCGCCAAAAGAAAUUUCUGCAAAUGUAGGAGAAACAUUUCCAUAUCCUAAUGGCUUUGAGGAUUGCUCAUAAAAGACUGUAGUGUUUAUUAGAGGAAGACACCCCCACUAUCAAGCCAUAUAUGGCAAGGAAGGAGUUCUGCAAGAAACGACAUUCUAGUUGAGAGUCGAAGAGGGACUAAGCAGAUAGGUAGGUUCCUCUUUGCUUUUAUUCUUAGAAUAUAAUUGCAACUAUAAAAUGUCUUAAGACUCCCAGUUGAAAAUAUUUCUGUUACUGUGAUAGAGCUGUAAAGAGAACUGAUAAAAUUUGUUUUUUUUUGUGUGUAUGUGUAUGUGUGUGUCAGACCAGGGUUUGAAUACCCAAUUCUGCCUUGAGCAACAUGGGUAACAUUUAUCCCUUCCUUUUUAUUUUUCUGGACAGUGUCUCACUGUAUAGUCCUAGCUGGUCUAGAACUCACUGUGUAGUUCUAGCUGGCCUAGAACUCACUAUGUAGACAAAGCUUGCCUCAAACGGACAGAUGUCUACCUGCUUUUGCUUCAUAAGUGUUGGGAUCCACCAUCAUGCUCAGAGCUUUCUGUUAACACUUUCAUCUGUAGAAUGGGAAUUGGGUUAUUAUUUUAAGAAAUGAAUGUCUAGUGUACUCCUUGGGCACAUUGUUUGCAAUUAGUAUGCAGCAGGUACUUUUGGUAUAGGCCACAUGUUGUUACUCUGUCUUUUCCUGGCCAUUCUGGCCCAGGAUGCUCCCAUCCCUGGAAGACCUGAUAUUGCUACUAAUUGUUUUCUUGUCUUUGGACAUAAUUCUGUUUUCCAUGGAUGCAGUCGGCUCCUAAGUACAGAGACCUUGGUGCUUCCUUCCUAUUCACCAAGCAAUGUCUUGGACUCAUUAUAGUAUCCUUCAAUCCUUGUCGAACAGUUCCUUCCUAUGGGUUCUGUGGCACCUUAAGGGCACAGCUAUUGGUCCAGGCUUGCCUUUGCUCAGGAGCAAAACAGCCACCAAAGCUGCAGGAUUGGACUUUCCUCCCCAGCAUUUUAAUGAUUAAAGAAGAGUUGUCUAACCUUUUAGUUGUAUUUAUUUUGGGGGUAGUCAGUGAAAAGGUCCUCAUAUUUUCUCACUUUUCCUCUGGAUAACCAGAAUACUCCAGAUAAUUCUACUGGGAAAUUCUGGGAAUCUGCAAAUAGACAAUUGCGUGCCUCCUCAUCCAGCGCUCCCCUGCGUGUAUCCUGCUGCCACAGCUAUUCAGUUGUAGAGGUCUAACUUGUUUAGAGCCUCGUCAUCUUUUUCUGAGUGAUAUUAGAACCCAGUCACUGGGCUGUUAUCAGCUAGCCAUGACCAGAAGGAUGCCUGGGUACGGGACAACAUCUAUAGCAUACUGGCUGUUUGGGGCCUGGGCAUGGCGUACCGUAAGAAUGCUGACCGUGAUGAGGAUAAAGCCAAGGCCUAUGAAUUGGAACAGAACGUAGUGAAGCUGAUGCGAGGUCUUCUCCAGUGUAUGAUGAGGCAGGUGGAUAAAGUGGAGAAGUUCAAGCAUACUCAGAGUACCAAGGACAGUCUACAUGCCAAGUACAACACUGCCACAUGCAGCACUGUGGUGGGUGAUGACCAGUGGGGCCACCUCCAGGUGGAUGCCACCUCCCUCUUCCUCCUGUUCCUGGCCCAGAUGACUGCCUCAGGUUUGCGUAUUAUUUUUACCCUCGACGAAGUGGCCUUCAUACAGAAUCUUGUCUUCUACAUAGAGGCUGCAUAUAAAGUUGCUGAUUAUGGAAUGUGGGAACGUGGAGAUAAGACCAAUCAGGGCAUUCCAGAAUUGAAUGCAAGCUCAGUGGGAAUGGCCAAGGCAGCACUCGAAGCAAUUGAUGAACUAGAUCUUUUUGGAGCCCAUGGAGGACGCAAAUCGGUGAUCCAUGUCCUGCCUGACGAAGUUGAGCACUGCCAGUCAAUUCUUUUCUCCAUGUUGCCGAGAGCAUCAACAUCUAAAGAAAUCGAUGCUGGACUUCUUUCUAUUAUUUCUUUCCCGGCCUUUGCAGUAGAAGAUGUGCACCUUGUGAAUGUGACCAAAAAUGAAAUUAUUUCCAAGCUUCAGGGGCGUUACGGAUGCUGUCGCUUCCUUCGGGAUGGUUAUAAAACCCCAAGAGAGGACCCACACCGAUUGCAUUAUGACCCUGCUGAACUUAAGCUUUUUGAAAACAUUGAAUGUGAAUGGCCUGUGUUCUGGACUUAUUUAAUCAUAGAUGGAGUCUUCAAUGGUGAUGCUGUUCAGGUCCAGGAAUACCGAGAAGCCCUGGAAGGAAUAUUAAUCAGAGGCAAAGAUGGGAUCCACUUGGUGCCAGAGCUCUAUGCCAUCCCACCAGACAAGGUGGAUGAAGAGUAUAAGAAUCCACACACAGUAGACCGAAUUCCACUGGGGAAGCUGCCCCAUCUUUGGGGACAGUCCUUGUAUAUCCUCAGCUCACUGCUAGCCGAGGGUUUCCUUGCCACUGGUGAAAUUGAUCCGUUAAAUAGAAGAUUUUCUACUUCAGUCAAACCUGAUGUUGUAGUCCAAGUUGCUGUUUUGGCAGAAAACAGUCACAUUAAGGGGCUCUUGAAGCAACAUGGAAUAAAUGUCCAGAGCAUUGCUGAUGUGCAUCCAAUUCGAGUCCAGCCAGGCCGGAUUCUUAGUCACAUAUAUGCCAAAUUGGGACAAAAUAAGAAUAUGAAAUUGAGUGGUCGACCAUAUCGGCACAUCGGGGUCCUUGGCACCUCUAAACUCUAUGUGAUUAGGAAUCACAUCUUCACUUUUACACCCCAGUUCACUGACCAGCAUCACUUCUACCUGGCCCUGGACAACGAGAUGAUUGUGGAGAUGCUGAGGAUCGAACUGGCCUAUCUGUGCACCUGCUGGCGGAUGACUGGCCGCCCCACUCUCACCUUCCCUGUCACACACACCAUGCUCACAAAUGAUGGCUCAGACAUUCAUCCUGCAGUUCUUUCUACAAUUAGAAAACUGGAAGAUGGCUAUUUUGGAGGUGCUAGAGUAAAACUAGGAAUCCUGGCAGAGUUCCUUACUACCUCAUUCUACACAUACCUGACCUUCCUGGAUCCAGACUGUGAUGAGAAGUUGUUUGGUGACAUCAGUGAUAGGAGCUUUAGUCCUGACAGUGAGUCAGACCUGGGAGGAUACCUUGAAGACAGCAGUCAUCAAGAAAGCCAAGAUGAACUUGACCAGUAUAUCAGUCACCUUCUUCAAAGCACAUCCUUGAAGUGCUACCUGCCCCCUCUUUGUAAGAAGUCAGAAGACAGCCAUGUUUUCAGUGCUGUCCACUCCACUCGGGACAUACUUUCUGUGAUGGCCAAAGCAAAGGGUUUGGAAACUCCAUUUUUUCCCAUGAUUUUGCCAACUAGAGUUCUAAGUGGACACCGUAAGUCACUGAAUCUUGUUGACUCCCCUCAGCCAUUCCUAAAGAAGACUCCUGAAUAUGACUACCAGUGGCCCAGAGAUGACCAGGAUGAAGUGGACUGUGAGAAGCUAGUUGGGCAACUGAAAGACUGCUCAAACCUACAGGACCAAGCAGACAUUCUGUACAUUCUUUAUGUAAUAAAGGGUCCCCGCUGGGAUACCAAUUUGUUUGGACAGCAUGGAGUCACUGUUCACAGUCUUCUCGGCGAGCUUUAUGGAAAAGCUGGCCUGAACCAAGAAUGGAGUUUGAUUCGCUACAUUUCAGGCCUGCUCAGGAAGAAAGUGGAGGUCCUGGCUGAGGCCUGUGCAGAUCUGCUGUCCCACCAGAAGCAGCUUACAGUGGGCCUGCCCCCUGAGCCCCGGGAGAAGACCAUAUCUACGCCUCUUCCCCCAGAGGAGCUCACAGAACUCAUAUACGAAGCCAGUGGACAGGACAUCAGCAUUGCUGUCCUCACACAGGAGAUCGUGGUUUACCUGGCCAUGUAUGUCCGGGCCCAGCCUAGCCUCUUUGCAGAGAUGCUCAGACUCCGGAUUGGAUUGAUCAUCCAGGUGAUGGCCACAGAGCUGGCUCGGAGCCUGAACUGCUCAGGGGAAGAAGCUUCAGAGAGCUUGAUGAACCUCAGCCCUUUCGACAUGAAGAGCCUUCUGCAUCAUAUACUGAGUGGGAAGGAGUUCGGCGUAGAGAGAAGUGUGCGCCCAAUACACUCCUCCAUGUCCAGCCCUGCCAUCUCCAUCCAUGAGGUGGGUCAUACUGGAGUCACCAAAACUGAGAGGAGUGGUAUCAGCAGACUGAGGAGUGAGAUGAAACAGAUGAAUAGGCGAGCUAGUGCUGAUGAGCAGAGGUCCAGCACACCGUCCUCCCCGACAGGCACAUCAUCUACAGACUCUGGAGGACACCACCUGGGCUGGGGAGAACAGCAGGGCCAGUGGCUGCGCAGGAGAAGAUUGGAUGGGGCUAUCAACAGGGUCCCUGUGGGAUUCUACCAGAGAGUGUGGAAGAUCCUUCAGAAGUGCCAUGGUCUAUCCAUCGACGGUUAUGUCCUCCCAUCUUCAACAACCCAAGAGAUGACCCCUUGUGAGAUCAAGUUCGCUGUCCAUGUGGAAUCAGUGCUCAACCGUGUGUCCCAGCCCGAGUAUCGGCAGCUACUGGUAGAAGCCAUCAUGGUACUGACACUGCUCUCAGAUACGGAAAUGGACAGUAUCGGGGGCAUCAUCCAUGUGGACCAGAUAGUGCAGCUAGCCAAUCAGCUGUUCCUGCAGGACCAGGUGUCAUUUGGAACCACAGAUAUCCUGGAAAAAGACCAAGCCACAGGAAUUUGCCACCUCUUUUAUGACAGUGCUCCCAGUGGGGCUUAUGGCACAAUGACCUACCUAACGAAAGCAGUAGCUUCUCAUUUGCAGGACCUGUUGCCCAGUUCAGGCUGCCAGAUGCAGUAAGGUCUCACCCAUAAACAUGACCACCCUGAAUCUUAUUUGGAUCCUCAUUGGGAACUUUCUUCUGCCUCCCCCCUAGAGCUCCUUUUCUGUCACCAGAGCAUGUCCCACCGGAAAGCUUCACAAGGAGAGAUGACAGCACUCAGGCUAAAAGCAGGGUGUGUUUAAGCCACAGAUAAUGCUGAUGAAUCCACUGCUCCCCUGAGAAGCACCCUGGGAUCAUUUUCUAGGUUCAUGUCACUGGAACAUUUGUCACAGCAUCUGCUCUCGUGGACUCCAAAAAGGAACUGGAAAUUGGUCUCUUUUGAGUGCAGAGUGAGCUGAGAAGCAGCUUAAAUUGGCUCUCACCAAGAGUUACAGAAAUAGGUUCGAUGAGCUAGUGACACAUCUUGAAGGUAGAAAGAUCCUUCAGCAACAAUAGAUAGACAGGCAGACCCUGACAGGGGCACAUCUUAAGAGAAUGAGUUCUGUCUUAACCAAGCUGUUUACCAAACAGAAUAAGUCUCUCUGGAAAAAAUUUUAAUGCCCCACUCUACUCGGAUCAUGAAAUUCUUCAUUGCCAAAAUGGACUAAAUUGUCCCUAGUUAACUUUGUCCUGUAGUCUUCAGAGGAGCUUCUCCUGAUGUUCAUGAAUUAAUGGAGUAUCCUCUUGCCUUAGGAAAAUCCCUUAUCUUCCUGAAUCCAGAAAACAAUAACAACGACAGAAAAAGUAUCUGACUUUUCUGAUAGGCAGACAAACCUUUGUUUUAGGAUUGUAACAGGUAGGAAGUCCCAUGGAAAGGCCUGUGUCCCUGCCCCCCCUGAGAGCACUGUCAUGCAUGCCUAGAGCAUGUUCUUGCAGAAACAAUGCUCCCUUUUCUUCAGAAGCACGCACAGAUGGGUAUGGGUAUGGUCAGGGCACCGUGACAGACAAGGCUCAGGCCUGACAAGGUCUGUUGAAUCUGUCACCAUUCUCCUGGUGAAUAGAAUUUCUUUUAAAGCCUUGUCUUCCCCAUGUUAGGACAGGGAUGAAAAGAAGAGUUUCUGUGAAUAAUCAGCCCUGAAAGACAAUGUCACUGGUGCCCAAGUGUCAUGUUCCCGUUUGGUUGUGAAAGGUGACAGUUCACAGUGACUUUUCACCUCUGAAAUGGAAACAAGCUCCCUCAGCUUCUCACAUUUAUGUGGAGAUGAAAGGAGGAUGGUGCUUGGAGGUGCCCAAGUCCCUCAUAGUGUAGAUGCAGGGGAUCGCACUUUAUUCUCAAAGCAGAAGAUAGCAGGGAGCCAUGGUGUUCCUCAGCAUCUCUAGGCAUUUUUUAAAAAUGCAUUUAUCUGUUUCUGUGUGUAUUCGUGUGUGUGUGUGUGUGUGUGUGUGUGUGUGUGUGUGUGUGUGUGUGUGUGCGCGUGCGCACAUGCCACCUGUGUAGGGGUCCCUGUGGAGGCCAGAAGGAAGCAUUGGAUCCCCAGGAGCUGGAGCUGCUGUCAGUUUUGACCAAACUCAGGUCCUCUGUGAAGAGCAGCGAUCACUCUUAACUGCUAAUCCAUCUCUCCUGCCCUCUUGUAUCUUUAAGACAUUUUCAGUAUAAUCCAGGCUCAGAGUCAUAUAAUUGGCUAACAGCCUCCCUGGUAGAGAAUUUUGAACAUACAGUAAAAAAAGAUGCUGGCAUAAAAGUGCCCAGUGCUGCAUGAGAGAAGUUCUAGAAGAACUAGUCCUUCAGACUGGGCCCAGGGCUAACUCUGAGCACUCAGCCUGCCAGUGAUGUGGCUGUGACGUGAGAAGUAGCAGCUGCUGCUUUGGGCUGGAGAUGAGACUCUGGCCAAGGAGACGAGCCACAAAAAGCAAUUCGCUGCAGCUUUCCAGCCAUUCUUUGAAAUCUCUUUCAAAUGAAGUCCUGAAAUAGGAGUGCAUUUCCACAGGCAGCAAGCUGCCAGCUUCAAAGGAGGAGAGCAGGCUUGGAAGACAAUCCCUUUAGUGAGCCACUGAGGCCAUACCUGCGACACACAGAUGUUUGAAAGGAUGACAAGCCCACCCUUGCCUACAGGUACUGGUGGGGAAGAAGGCCUCAUAGGCCCCAUGGCCUUGGUCUUGGUUGAUUGUUCUCCAACUCCCAGGGGCAUAGUAGAGAAGCUUUUGUUCCUGUUUUCUCUCCCAUAGCUGAAAAGUCAGUUUUUUUUUUUUUUUUUUGACCUCUGCAGGGGACUAGAAUGUGGUCUCAGAGGACCAACACAUCAGGGAAUCCAAGAGUUAAAAUGUCUUUUAACAUAUUCAGCUUAAAGGCAGCCCUAUGGUCUGUUCUGUGGUUUUAGCAUUAAGUUUACUAUCCUAGCUCUGACACCAGUAUUUGGUGUUGCGCAAGCAAAUUGAUCUCUGUGUGCCUUAGUUUACCCAUCUGCAAAGAAGAGUAAGAGGCCUCCUGACUGGUAUGGAAUUCCAUACCAGUUAGGUAACCAGAUAUAUCCUAGGACAGAAGUAGACCAUGUGAAAUGAGGAAAGGCUACUGUCAGGUCCAGUGGCUCAAGAGGUAAAAAUGUGCCAGGUUAUUCCACUCGUCUUCUCAGCACAGGAAAUAGUGGUUGUCAGGCGUCAGCUUCCCAGAUAGAAUGCAAAUGUGUCUGCUGGAACAAAAGGAGAGCCCGCCAAUCAGGAGCCAAGAGAAACACUUUGCCAGCUGAUUGAUGCCAUUUAUUUCUGGACAAGAUGACAGGAGGCUUGGCCUCCCUUUCUAUAAAUUACAGUGGAGUCAUCUCUGCUCUGUUGACUUGUGCCCAAGUCUGGCAAGUCACCUUUGUCUGUUCGCUUCCUUAUUGUCAAAGGGGACAACAGUUUCCCAUCUCUCUCUCUCUCUCUCUGUGUGCCACUCUCUUUCAAGGUGACUUCGGCUUUUGAAGUCCCUGCCAUCUGCUCUGUGCAGCUCUGUACUUUGCAGGGUAGAAGAACAUCAUGUUCCCAGAAUGCCUUCUGUUCCUAGACAUGGCCAUUGAUAGUUCUGCCUGUGAAGAAAAGCAGUACUUGGCCCUCUCAGUGCCCCGUACCCCUCAUCUGUCCAUCAGAAAGCCAUGAGGGGAAUGAGUCUCGUGAAUUCUCAGAGGAAUGAGAAGACCAGAUAUUAAGACUGGUGUCCAAUUUUAUGCUGUGUACCUGACUGAUGUUAGAGAAAAUUCUAUCAGAAAACUGUCUUUUUAAGAGACUAUAUAUGUGCAUUUUUAAGGACUAUAAUACUUCUCAGAGGGACUGGAAUCAAUAGAAGCGGCGAACUCUGGACCUGUAUGACUUUCCCCUUGCCUCACCGCAGUUUAUAACUUCCGAAAGACUGAACAAACAAUCCAAAGGCAUUUGCAGCAUGCCUUGUAUGGCCAGGCUUCACUAAGUAAGCACACAGGAGCUUGGGCAUGCACGGUGGCAGCUAACAAGCAGCCUGCUCAUUUCUGAAGCCCUCAGAGGAGAGGACAUUGACCAGGCUGCUGCUCCGAGAGCUCUUCGUGCUGAUCUGUUGACAUUCACAUCUCAGUUCUAAAUCUGGUGGCUGCUGAAGGCUUCCACCUCCAACUAGUACAGGUGAGGUGCCAGGCUUUGAAAGGAUAGGCUUCAUGUUGACUAAGCUGUGUCCUCAUUGAGCACAAGGGAUAACUGAUUUCAUAGCUUCUUUUAGAAAUAGAGGGGUGGGUGGGCGGGUAGUGUGCAGAGGUGUGCGUUGCACCUGUGCACACUUAGAAGCUAGAGGAAGACACUGGGUGUCCUGUUCUAUCUCCACCUCACCCCCUUGAAGCAGCAUCUCACGGACUCUGGAUGUAAGCUAAAAGCCAGCAGGCCUGUCUACUCUCCAGUGUGCCCCCACUUGUGUAUACAUGUAUCCAUAUGCAUAGAUGGUGCAGGAGUUCUGGUCACAUGUGUGACUACACAUGACCUUUUGUAUGAGUUUUGGUGGUUUAAACUCAGGUCCUUCUGUUUGCAUAGCAAUACCUGCUGGGCUCUGUCUACUCUCACAUCUCCUUUUCUGAAGGAUCUUCCCAGCUACCAACUCAGGAUGGACUUGCCAAGGAGAACUAUCAGUAAUUGGCUCUAGGCUCUCAUUGCUGUCCUGUCACUUUUGACCAAAUGUUGUAGUGCUUGUUUGCAAGUAAAUCAAAUAAAUCCUAGCUGGGGAAAUAUGGAAGAUAUUCCAUAACGAAGAUUGGAUAAUUCACAUAUCAUCAGAACCAAAUCUCCAGAUUGCUCCCAGGAUCACAGAGGUCCCUGAUGCAGGAUACUGCCACCAAAGCCAUCACCUCUGCCUUUCUGGAAACAAUGUAGGGACUGCUACCUGUCACUGGCAUGGACUGCAAACAGCCACAAGCUGCACUUAGGCAGGAGUGCAGUAGCAGCUGGAAGCAGUGGCCCUUAGCUGUGCAUCUGCCUUCUACAGUUGGGGUAGACUCAAUCUCACAGUGUAUAGAGAAUGAAUAGGGUUAAGAUCAACCAUCUGAACAAAUGUUAUUCCAGCCAGGAGUCUAGUUUUUGUUCCUUUGUCCAGAAAAGAUGAGCCUGUGGCCUCUCUUUCCCAGGUGUCUGAUCUGGACAGCUCGGCCAUCAAAGUCACAUAGCAGUAGUGAAGGGAACACCUGGGCCUAUCACCCCUGGCUGGAGGCAGGACACUUGGAUGUUUGUUCUCGUUGGAAGUGCAGCUGCUGAGCUGCAGUUGUCAGGUCACCACUGGUGUCCAGGGACAGCCCCACCCUGCCCCACAACACAGUCUUGAGCUUCAAGGAGCUGUCACAAAUCAGUCCAUCAAAGUCUGGGGGAGCUGCUGAUGGGCCAUACAUUCUUCGUGACCACAAACCCAGCCCCAUUAGGCUUUCUGGACCAUGAGUGACAGCCCAUCUGGAACAAGAUGCAAAUGAUUGUCACAUCGUUCCUUCUAAGCCCCUAGCCAGCUGGGGGAUUUAAAAAUAAAGAAUUGGAACCGAA
Molecule: messenger RNA, 11009 nt
Organism: Rattus norvegicus (Norway rat)
Lineage: Eukaryota; Metazoa; Chordata; Mammalia; Rodentia; Muridae
Source: RefSeq, a predicted model, not a curated record